Messenger RNA from Kazachstania africana CBS 2517, 2028 nucleotides. RefSeq names its product crossover junction endodeoxyribonuclease (gene YEN1). Bases 1 to 2028 code for a protein of 675 amino acids. The record is from RefSeq and is a predicted model, not a curated record. Gene Ontology annotation, molecular function: 5'-flap endonuclease activity. Lineage: Eukaryota; Fungi; Ascomycota; Saccharomycetes; Saccharomycetales; Saccharomycetaceae. The transcript has a single exon.
AUGGGAGUACCACAGAUCUGGGAGCUAGUUAAACAGACUAACUCUGUUGAGAGAGUCACGUUUAAGACCAUUAUACCGAGAGUUAAAGUUGCGGUAGAUGCUUAUCAUAUUUUGUUCGAAUGCGGAUUCUUUAAUGAAAGUGCUAAUUAUGGGAAAGCCUAUUUAAACUUGAUAUCACGACUGAGAGAGUUGAUAAGUCUAAAUGCCUUCUUCCUCCUGAUUUUUGAUGGACAUGUUAAACCCACUAAGGUGAGAAAUGCGGGAUAUGGGGGUGAUUAUGAACCAGAGUUCAUGAAUUUGAUCAAAUCACUCUUGAACCUCUUCCACAUAUCAUAUGUAACAGCAAUUGGGGAAGGAGAAGCUUACUGUUGUUGGGUUACGAAACAGUUAAAUGAUCAAUUAGACUACGUUUGGAGUAAUGAUUCUGAUGUACUUUUAUUUGGUGGGAUGAAGGUUUUGAAAAAUUAUUCAAGGUUUGUUAAUGAUAUUGGAGUAACUAAUGUCAAUGGAGAUACAAAUGAGAAAAAUCAUGAAAAUCUUAUCACUUUUGUUGACUAUGACGAAUUAACAAGGAAGCAUAAAAUGCUGAAUCGAGAAAGGUUACUUUUCUAUAGUGUACUACUAGGAGCAGAUUAUAACCAAGGUGUCAAAGGUCUGGGGAAGGACAAGUGUCUCAAAAUUGUCCAAUUGACUAAUCCUGAUUUUGCAAUGCGGUUCUAUAAUAUAUUCAGCAAUACCCGUUCAAAUGACAGUACGAAAACCAGUAAAUAUAUAAAAUUUCAAAAAGAUUUAUUUGCAUAUUGUCAGAAAAAUUCAGUUGAGCUAUUUGGCAGGAAUUAUUCAAAGACCUUACUGAGUGCAGAAAGGGAUAAUUUUGAAGGUUGGCCAGCUGUAGAAAUUGUUUCGUAUUACUUCCAUCCAUUGUUGGACACUAACUUUGACAAGAGACUUCUGUGUAAGGAAAUGUUCUCAAACAUUAAAGACAGUAAAAUUUAUGAAAAGAUCGAUUUCUUUGAAUUGAAAACCUGCUUGGAACAAUUGAAAAUGCCAAGUAUUACUGAUUUUGAUAAAUGGUUCCACUCUUUAGUACACGAAAUGUUUUUAGUCAAAUUUCUAGUCAAUGAAGAAGGCAAAAUGGAUUUUAUGAAGAAUAAACUUCUGAAAAUCACUGAAGAGAAAGUGAACUACGUAAAUAAUAACAUAAAAUUGGCGAUUCCCUAUUGGAAAGUUCGAUAUAAUACUUUCCUUCCUGGAGUGUCUCCGUCUCAAAAAGUGAGUAAAAAUAGGAGCCCUAGCCCCACAAGAAGUCCAAGCAAACGACAAAUUGAUAUUUAUGAAUAUAAAUUCUCUAUGUGGGUACCGAAAGUGUGUAUACCUCCUACACACAGUCUGGUGAGGGAUUUCCAAAGAAGACAAGAUGAAGAGAGGAAAGAGGAAGAGAAAAACAAAAAAUUGAAGUUGUCAAGAAUAUCACCAAAGAAACGGCUAAGUAAUUACAAGCAGAAGAACAAUUUGGAUGCAUUUCUCAAGAAACAUGCUACUCCAAUGAAAAGGGAACUUCAGAGUUUGAAAUUGCAACCGGCGCCACCUCUACAAUCAAUUAAGAGGAGAUUGUUUGUUGAAGCGGAUGAAGAAGAUGAAGAACAAAAUGACACUGAAGAAGAAGAUUCUCUGAUGAUCUUGGAAGAAAACAUUAUUACCAAUAAUCCACUCUCGAACAGAUCUCCUCAAAAAAGACCCAUGGGGCCCUUCGAGAAACCGACGGUGUCGCCAUUGAGCAAGGGAAUACCGCUAUUGAAGAAGCAAUGCUCCUUUAAAGAAGAUGAUAACGCUUCAGAAGAACCUUUGGUCACUGUUUCUGAUGCCACGGUAGAUCCGAAUGUCUCAUUGGAGUCGUCACAGCAGCAACAACAACCGGGUAAUAUAUACGGUGAGCUUACAUCCAAUGCCAUUGACUUUACCAGCGAGUACCUCAACGACACGGAAAGUUCCUCCAUGAAUACUGGCUCAGACUGGGAGUUUGACUAG